Molecule: messenger RNA, 1332 nt
Organism: Clonostachys byssicola
Lineage: Eukaryota; Fungi; Ascomycota; Sordariomycetes; Hypocreales; Bionectriaceae
Source: the annotation of a GenBank genome assembly
AUGCCUCAAAUUAAGGAAUACCAGCUUCACCCUACUGGAUGGGAAAAUGAUCCGGCGAGGGAGGAAAUCAAGCUUUGUACUCUCGAUUAUCUAACGACCAUGGCGUAUUUGAAUAAAGCUCUAUUCUUCGAGGUGGAAGAAGAGGAGAAGGCAAAGGUCGAAAUUAUCCUGAAGGAAGGGCUAGAGCGGACUCUCAGCCAAACCCGGCAAAUUAAUGGCUAUGUUGAGCCAAAUAAUGUUGGGGGAUAUUCUAUUAUCAAACGGAAAAGUGACACGGUCAAGUUUGUCGUUCAGUACCUCGACUCCCCAGAAGACAACUUCCCUUCCUACUCAACGAUAGCAAAAGCUCACUUCGCUACCGCUGUGCUUGGCGAUGCCAAAGUCCUGUGCAAUACCUCGAUGGUGUUUGGUAGAACACCCGAAGCACGCGCUGCCAACAGGCCUGCCCUGGGAUCCUUCAAGGCCACCUUCAUUCCCGGUGGUCUUAUUUUCGUUAUCCAUCACCACCAUUUUACCAAUGGAAUUGAGGCUGGCGGAGAAUUUCCUUCAUUCGACCCACGGUGUAUGGAUCGCAACUGCUAUGGUCUCCCUCUGGGAUUCGAGAGACCCUCAUCUCACUCUUCCUCUUCUACCCACAAUCAUGGGGCGCCAGCUGAAGCGCCGCUUUUGGUACAGGCCCAAUCGCAAGAACGGCCCGUUCAUUCGCUACUCUUCCACCUUCCCAAGAAUAAGGGAGCGGAGUUGAAGAAAGCUGCGUCGCCGGAUGAUGGGUCCUGGAUCUCUACUUUUAAUGCCCUUUGUGCUCUUACGUGGCGUGUUUUCUCUAGGAUCCGCCAACCUCUGUAUAAGCCUGAGGUGAACUCCGAGCCUUUGUUUGGGACCGGUGUUAGCAUACAAAAGCAUUUCAAAGAUAAGGGGAUGCCCGAGCGCUUGCAGAUGAACAUGCAGUUUGACAUUACAUCCGCUAGUUCCCACCUUACACAGCUCACCCUCGCCGAGGUCAUCUCGGAGGCACCGCUAUCGAAGCUGGCCAGUUACGUGCGCCGGCUGACCGAUAGCGUGAGUCUCAAAAUGUUGACCGACACGCUGGAGAAGUUGUCUUAUGUGCCGAUCGAGGAUCUAUCGAUCAGUGUCCACUCCUUCCCUCCCAUGGCCUUUUACAUCACUGACUGGAGGUCUGUGAAGCUUUCUGCUCUGGAUUUUGGCUUCGGUAGGCCUGUUGCAUAUCGGCAUCUCUUCACUGAGGUGCAGCGGGGCCAAGCAAUCCUCUACCUACCGCAGAGGGGUCCGGGGGCCGCAACUUCCUCCUGUUAUCUUACUUUCCCGUUAUAA